UCUAACGAUGAAGGUCGAAAACUUUACUUCGUGAUGUCUCGUUUUUAAUGCCAAACCGGAAGCAACCAAGGGACAGUUGAUAUAUCUCAACUUUAACAGUUAAGAUUCGACAGAACACCCCUGUACACUACCCACCUGCCCACGGGACUUUUCCACGGAUAGGGACGUGAGGCGCAUAAACGUGUGCUUCAGAAAUGCUGUAGAACGAACGGUGUCCUCCAACCCUCACAGUCACGAAUCUACCACCAGAGGCGCCUUCGCCCGUCAGUGGAGUGUUCUACUUUCUAACUGCCUACUCACCAGUUGCAGUCCGACGUCGGGCUAACUGCUGUGUUGCUGCUUCAGCGCGAUGGCGGACGCCAGCGUUUCUGGAGAUGGAAUGCCGCAGUGCCUGGCUGCCCCGGCCGUGCCGGUGGAGUCCCUGCCCGACGAGGCGCUGGUGGCGGUGCUGCGCCGCGUGCCGCUGCCGGACCUGCUGCUGUGCCGCGCGGUGUGCCGCCGCUGGCGCGACCUGGCGCUGCACCCGGACGCGUGGCGGCACCGCGAGUUCCGCGACAUGUCCAUCGACGUGCCCCGGAGCGUGCUGCCCGCCGUGCUGCGCCUCGCGCCCUGCCUGCGCCGCCUGGACCUGUGGGACGUGGUGGGCGAGGUCGCCGUCACGCGGUGCGCCGUCGCCGGCCUCAAGCUGCGCUACGUGGAGAACGGCUUGGUCGCCGCGCUGGCCGUCCGCCUCCUGGCCGCCCUGGGCGAGACCCGCCCCCAGCGGCUGGUGGACCUGACCGUGGGCGGCUGCGAGGCCCACUCCGUGGCGCUGCUCCGCGCCGUGCUGGACCUGCGCGGCCUGGAGAGCCUCAAAGUGAGCGAGUCGCCCGACAUGCGGAGGACCGUGACGAGCCUGCCCCCCUGGGCGCCGCCCCCCGCCUCUCUGCGGCGGCUGUGGUGGCAGGGCAAGGUGGCAGCGCACUGCGCGCUGCUGGCGCUGCUGCAGGCGCACGCCGCCACGCUGCGGGAGGUGGUGCUGCGCCUCGCCACCAAGGAGGGCGCCAAGGUGGAGGCCAAGACGGCCCCCGCCCUGCUGCUGCUGCGCCACUGCGAGCGCCUCCAGAGCCUGAGCGUCCAGUGGAACGCGCCGGAGGAGAACGACGGGGAGGACUCGGACGACGAGGAGGUGUGGGAGGACGACGACGAAGACGACGUCGACGAGCUGCCGCGGGCCGACCCGCUCGUCAAGGAGGCCCUGAAGGGCGUGCUGCCGCGCCUCGCGGACCUGAGCCUGGCGCAGGACUUGCCGUCCGACCUGCACGCGCACGUCGUGGACUGCGUCCGGGAGCAGGCGGCCCCGUCCGGCGCGUCCGCGCUGACCCGCCUCGCGCUGCGCGACGGCCAAGGCGCCCAAGGCAACCACGCCUCUGUGAUGCUGGCCCUGCUGGCGACCCUGCCCGUGCUCGUGCACCUCGUCGAGCUGGAGGUGGAGUUCGCCUGCGACGCGCUGCUCGACGCCGUGGACCCCGACACGCUGCCCAGCCUGCGCUGGCUCUUCUCCAACAGUGUGCUGCACAGCACUCGCGCCUGGGCGCACCGCGCCGCCGUCACGGCCUUCAUGGCCAGGAACCCGCGGGCACACCUGGGGGCGCCGAUGCGGGCCCCCUGCGGCCGCCAGUGCGCCGAGUGCAGGCUGCCCUGCUACUGCCUGGUGCACUGCGACGACCAGAGCUGGUCCUGCGUGGCGCUGUACAGCCACGGCCCGGACGACUGCAGCGUGGGCGGCCACGGGGACAGCCGCGGACACGACUGCCCCAUCAAGAGCGUGCGGCUGGCGGCCGGCCUCUUGGUGGGCAAAGUGGGGUUCCGACACUUCACCUGGACGCGCUGGCCGCUGUGCACUCCGAGGGGCGGUCCGGCUCCCGUGCCGCUGCAGGGACGAGUGGAAACCGACGUGACGCAGUGCUUGCCCGACAGCGUGCUGGUCCAGGUGUUCCGACACCUGCCAUUGGAGGACCUGCUGCUGUCCCGGGCGGUGUGCAGGCGAUGGAGGGACCUGGCGCUGCACACGGAAGUUUGGUGCACCCGCGUCGUGGAGCUAGACUCGGAUCACCUCUACCGGAGACGUUGGCUGGCUCUGAACCUGGGUCUGCGCCUGGCGCCCUGCAUCCAAAGUCUAGUGGUUUCCAUGAGCAAAGUUUCGCCUUCCCUCAUUCAACUUGCCGCCAUCCCGUGCCCAGUGCGACGUCUCAGGAUAGUUUGCUCUCUCUUCAGAGAGGAAGAUUCAGCAAAGUUGAUUAUGCGCUGUGCACUCGAGAAGAUAAUACGCCGGCAGGUAUCCCUCCUACGGCUGAAGCAUCUUGACAUUAUUUGCGGGGAGUGGCCUGUCAAUGAUUCGUGGCUGCAAACCAUGUACAGGCUGCCUGGACUGGAGCGUUUGGUCGUCGCGGAUAGUUUCACAGGCAGCACGAUGCCUGUGCCAACGACAUCAAUUGUCCCUGCCAUCGAAGGAUCUAAUAGCCUCAGGUGCUUCAAGUGGUCCGGCCCCGUGCUGUACGGCCACGUGCUGGACGUGCUGGAGCGCCACGCCGCGUCGCUGCAAGAGGUGUCCCUCACCACGUGGUACAUGUGGGAGGGCCUGCCCGGCGCCCUGCGUCGCCUGGCCUCCAUGCCGGCGUUGCGGUCCGUGCGACUGGACCUGUCCUCCUCGGCCCCGGCCAGCGCCACCACCAGGCUGCAGGUGGAGCCCGACCUGGGCGACCUGGCGCCGGGGCAGCUGCUGCUGGCGGCGGCCGAGUCCGACAGGGCGCGCCUGGAGAAGCUGGACGUGCGGAUUGAGAAGUCGCUCCAAGGCGGCCCCACCAGCGACCCGGCGUUCCUGCAGGCGCUGUGCUUCGCGCUGCCGAGCAUGCCGCUGCUCAAGGAGCUCACCGUGGACUCUGUCUACGAAGAGGCGCUGCUCGGCGUCGUCUGCCCCGAGAGCACGCCGUCGCUGAGGAUGCUCCGCAUCGAGGCCAACCCGCUGCCGCCGCACUGCUGCCACGCCUGGCUGCACCGGCCGGCCGUCAGGGCGUGCGUCUCGCGCAACGCGCGGCUGCACCUGGUGGUGAAGCGGCCCGCGGCCUGCCAGUGCCACCUCUGCGCCGGCCUGGCGUGCUACUGCCUGGCGCACGCCGACAGGCACAAGGCCCUGGGCCUCGUCGGCCACGCCGCGGGCACGGACGAGCUCUGCACCGACACCAAAGAAGUCUUCGGGGGAACCUGCUGGAUUGUCAUCGCGUGAGCCCCUCGCGUUUUCAUGCUGCCAGAAUGGUGUCGCUCGUUAUUGUAUUUACUCUGCUCAGUGCUUUCUCCACUUAAAUAAGGCCCUUUUUGUUUGUCUGUAAGGAAUUUUACACAGCUCCGUUUUCCUCAUUGAAACCGGCAAACUGCUGGACUAUUUUUGUUCUAUAAUUUUUCUGGAGUGAAUAAAUAAUAGCUAAUUAGCGA
Thrips palmi is the source of this 3471-nucleotide messenger RNA. RefSeq lists its product as uncharacterized. Gene Ontology annotation, cellular component: SCF ubiquitin ligase complex. The coding region runs from base 350 to 3265 and encodes 971 amino acids. Lineage: Eukaryota; Metazoa; Arthropoda; Insecta; Thysanoptera; Thripidae. The record is from RefSeq and is a predicted model, not a curated record. The transcript is spliced from 10 exons. Gene Ontology annotation, biological process: SCF-dependent proteasomal ubiquitin-dependent protein catabolic process. Gene Ontology annotation, molecular function: protein binding.